GAAUGUAAACUCCAUGCAGGCUAGAGCUCAGUAAGUAUUUGUUGAAAGAAAUAAAUACAGGUUCAAUUUUAGGCUGCAUUAGAAACCUAACGUUUUCCAGUUGGAAAAUGUGUUUUGUGUUCCAGAAGAGCUGAAUCUUAUGUAGACUGGAACACAGCCUACCACUAAGCUGCGGAAUGCUUAUAUAGUUCUGCCACUUCUGAAACAAAGACUACAAGAGUCCUGGGAUAUUUACAUCUACAAUUUCGGUUACUUCACUCUUCAGCUUAAAGCCUUUUUCCUCAUGCACCACAGAACUUGGACCUUGUGUGACCACUGCUGCUGAAACCAUGGUGAUGCUGGCGUUUUUGUGGAUGGUGGAAAGGAGUGUUCACCCACGGUAAAGGGCUGCGCCUGACAGUGUUGGGACAUGCCCCUGCUUGUGAAAAGCUGUUAGAUUUGUAAGACUCCAGGGCCUUCAAGCUGUGAUUAAUCAGAUGGUUCCUGAAAUGACUGGGAAAGCAGACACUUGCCAGCCAGCUGAAGAGUGUAUGUCUGUGUGUAUUUAAAACCUUUCUGUGCACACACAUGAGAAGACAGGCUCAUUCUGGUGCACACUUGAAGCAUUUUCCAACUGAUGAAAAUUAAUUUAAGUAUCAGAUGGAGCAACUUGACACCACGGGGCUCAGGAGCCCGGGGAGAAAAAUACAUCACUAAUGGCCAAUUUUCCAUAUGGUCUUCACGGGUAAAGAAAGUUUGCAAAAAGAAGAAGAAAAAACUGGCACAGAUCAAGCUUCAAAAAUACCUCUCCAGUAUAAAGGAGCUAAGUGAGACAGUGACUGUGGGACAAGUGUGAUUUCAAGCAUUGCAAGUGGGAUCAGAUAGUGGUUUUUGCACUUUAUUUUUCAGUGGAUUUGGUGAUUUGGACAGACUGUAAGAUUCUGGACUGACAAGUAUCUCUUACUGUGAGAUUGUGGCUGGAGGAAAGCCAGUUCAGGUUUGAUGGGACAAGUUUGAACAAUGAACUGGUUCCUUUGCCUUUUUCAGUUGACUGUACUCGAGAAAUUUUAAUUUAUUAUUUCCCUUUUCUGUUUCUAUAGGAUAAUAUCUUAGGUAGCAUUUGAAACCGAUAAUUACAAAGUAAAUAUCAAGGACCACCCAAUCAAAGCUUCUUUUCCUUGGACUGUACAUGUGGCAUUUGGAAACAUUCUCUGAAUGUGAACAAAAAAGAGCCCAUCAGCAAAAUGUGGUAACUCUUUAGGGAAACAGUGGGGAAGAACCUGACCCUUGCCUGUGUUUUUGUUUUAAGGUAUUCUCUUUUCUGUUGAAUUCAAGAAGAUUGCACAGAUAAGAGGAGGAUUACUUGAUGGACUUAAACCUGAGAUUAAUUUUUUUUCUUCAAGAUGAAAAAAUAUGUGAUUUUUAGGAGCAGAAAGGGGAGAAGUUAGACUAGGGGAGAGAGGAAGGAGGCAGGCAAAAGAGACGAAAUCUGCAGCCAGGCUUCGUUUUGUCAGAAAGAGGAUUUAGGAUUCAUCUGAGGCAAACACUUGGACUGUUUUCAGGGCUUUACAACGUUCUGGCUUGGUGGAGUGAAGGGGGCUCUCUCUCGAUAUCUCUAUGGCACCAAGGGCUGUGUGGGCCUGUGGAGGGGCAGUCAGAUAGAGCCCAGCUUUCCCUGGGAACACAGUGACCUGCCAGAAAACUGGGCUGGUUUCUGAGGUGGGAUGUUUUGGGUUCUGAACAGCAGCAAAGAGUCUUCUUCCUAAACUUGGACUGCUGAGUGCACAAACUCUGGUUGUUCUGUACGGUGCGUGUGCCUUUUUUCCCUUUAUGCAAUCUUUUCAGCUUUAGCAGCAGAAAUUUGUCUAGUUGAGAAAACAUGCCAGAGGGUGGCUUCAGAAAGAGGAUGAUCCCCUGUGCUCUGUCUCUGCGUCUGAACUUUUGAAGAGAAAAUUCCAGCUCGAGGGAUUCUUAAAGCCUUAAGUUACUUGAAAUCUAUGUCUUUGCAACCCUUGGUCUCUGGAAUCAUAUUACACUAAACUGGAAUCUCAGGCUGAAUCAGAAUAACCAAGCUCAGUAAAAAGAAGAAAACUCAGUUUCUUGAUACCGCGUAUUAAUGACGCUCUUUCUCCAAAGGGUCAGCCCACUCUUCCUCUAAGGACUUGAAAAUAAAAAUGGACCCCACAUUUUUUUAAGCAUUACCUUUUCUUAGCAGACUGCCAUCAUCUUUUAUAGAGGAAUUUUUUCACUAUGCAUUUGGUGGAUCUUUAUAAAAUACUGACCUAAUUAGGUCUAGGUCAAUCUUAACUAAAGGGGGUUGGGGAACGCAAUGCAAGCCAACCACAAAAAUAGAAUAAAUCAAUGAGAGGAGUUGGUUUAAAUUUUUUGGCAUUCAACAUUACUUUUUAAGUAAAAUAGUUCACUGAAAAAAAGUAUGUAUGCAGCGGUGGAACAAGGGCCCGUCCUUUGCAGCGACUCCAACAUCCUCUGCCUGUCCUGGAAGGGACGCGUCCCCAAGAGCGAGAAGGAGAAGCCUGUGUGCAGGAGGCGCUACUAUGAGGAGGGCUGGCUGGCCACGGGCAACGGCCGGGGCGUCGUGGGUGUGACCUUUACCUCGAGCCACUGCCGCCGGGACAGGAAUACUCCACAGAGAAUCAACUUUAACCUGCGAGGCCACAAUAGCGAGGUUGUGCUGGUAAGGUGGAAUGAGCCAUACCAGAAGCUGGCCACGUGUGACGCAGAUGGAGGGAUAUUUGUGUGGAUUCAGUAUGAAGGAAGAUGGUCUGUGGAACUGGUCAACGACCGAGGGGCUCAGGUGAGUGAUUUCACUUGGAGCCAUGAUGGGACUCAAGCACUUAUUUCAUAUCGAGAUGGGUUUGUCCUGGUUGGGUCUGUCAGUGGACAAAGACACUGGUCAUCUGAGAUCAACUUGGAAAGUCAGAUCACAUGUGGCAUAUGGACUCCUGAUGACCAACAGGUGCUGUUUGGCACGGCCGACGGGCAGGUGAUCGUCAUGGACUGCCACGGCAGGAUGCUGGCCCACGUCCUCCUGCACGAGUCCGACGGCAUCCUUAGCAUGUCCUGGAACUACCCUGCCUUCCUGGUGGAGGACAGCAGUGAGAGCGACACAGACUCCGACGACUACUCCCCGCCCCAAGAUGGUCCAGCAGCAUAUCCCAUCCCAGUGCAGAAUAUCAAGCCGCUGCUCACUGUCAGCUUCACCUCGGGGGACAUCAGCUUAAUGAACAACUAUGAUGACUUGUCUCCUACUAUCAUCCGCUCAGGACUGAAAGAGGUGGUUGCCCAGUGGUGCACGCAGGGAGACCUCCUCGCGGUUGCUGGUAUGGAACGGCAAACCCAGCUUGGCGACCUUCCCAAUGGCCCUCUCCUGAAGAGUGCCAUGGUCAAGUUCUACAAUGUUCGUGGGGAGCACAUCUUCACACUGGACACACUUGUGCAACGCCCCAUCAUCUCCAUCUGCUGGGGCCACCGGGACUCCAGAUUGCUGAUGGCUUCAGGACCGGCCCUGUACGUGGUACGUGUGGAGCACCGGGUGUCCAGCCUGCAGCUGCUGUGCCAGCAGGCCAUCGCCAGCACCCUGCGAGAAGACAAGGAUGUCAGCAAGCUGACCCUGCCCCCCCGCCUCUGCUCCUACCUCUCCACUGCCUUCAUCCCCACCAUCAAGCCCCCGAUUCCAGACCCUAACAACAUGCGAGACUUUGUCAGCUACCCCUCAGCUGGCAACGAGCGUCUGCAUUGCACCAUGAAGCGCACGGAAGACGACCCAGAGGUGGGCGGCCCAUGCUACACACUCUACCUGGAGUACUUGGGCGGGCUCGUGCCCAUUCUCAAGGGGCGGCGCGUUAGCAAGCUGCGGCCAGAGUUUGUCAUCAUGGACCCCCGGACGGAUAGCAAAUCAGAUGAAAUCUAUGGGAAUAGCUUGAUUUCUACUGUGAUCGAUAGCUGCAACUGCUCGGACUCCAGUGACAUCGAACUGAGUGAUGACUGGGCUGCCAAGAAAUCUCCCAAAAUUUCCCAAGCGAGCAAAUCACCCAAGCUCCCAAGGAUCAACAUUGAGGCUCGGAAGUCUCCCAAGCUGUCCCGGGCUGCUCAGGAGAUGUCCAGGUCCCCUCGGUUGCCAAUGCGCAAACCCUCCAUUGGCUCACCCAGCCUGACGCGGAGAGAGUUUCCCUUUGAAGACAUCACUCAGCACAACUACCUUGCUCAGGUCACGUCUAAUAUCUGGGGAACCAAAUUUAAGAUCGUGGGCUUGGCUGCUUUCCUGCCAACCAACCUCGGUGCAGUAAUCUAUAAAACCAGCCUCCUGCAUCUCCAGCCGCGGCAGAUGACCAUCUAUCUCCCAGAGGUCAGGAAGAUUUCCAUGGACUAUGUGAAUUUACCUGUCUUCAACCCAAAUGUGUUCAGUGAAGAUGAAGAUGAUUUACCAGUGACGGGAGCAUCUGGCGUGCCAGAAAACAACCCACCUUGUACCGUGAACAUCCCUAUCGCACCCAUCCACAGCUCAGCGCAAGCUAUGUCCCCCACGCAGAGCAUAGGGCUGGUGCAGUCCCUCUUGGCCAAUCAGAACGUGCAGCUGGACGUCCUGACCAAUCAGACCACGGCUGUGGGGGCAGCUGAGCACGCAAGUGAGAAUGCCACCCAGUACCCGGGCUCCAACCGCUACUCCAACCCUGGACAGGUGAUCUUCGGGGGCGUAGAGAUGGGCCGUCUCAUCCCCAAUCCUCCGCAGCUAUCCCUGCCACCACCUGCACAGGGGCCCGUCCAGCUGUCGGUGGUGGAGCAUGGAGACCGCGAGCAGGAGCACCUGCAGAAGCCAGCCAAGGCGCUGAGGCCCGCGCCACAGCUGACUGCUGAGGGGGACGCCGUGGUAUUCGGCACCCCCCAGGAGAUCCAGGUGGCAAAGUUGAAUCCCCCACCCCCCUAUCCAGGAACCAUCCCCGCAGCCCCCACCACUGCAGCGCCACCACCGCCUGUCGACGUGUGCUUGAAGAAGAGCGACUUCUCGCUGUACCCCACGGCAGUGCAUUACCAGCCCCCCCUGGGCUACGAGAGGAUCACCACCUUCGACAGCAGCGGCAACGUGGAGGAGGUGUGCCGGCCUAGGACGCGGAUGCUCUGCUCGCAGAACACCUACACCCUUCCCGGCCCGGGCAGCUCGGCUACCCUGAGGCUCACUGCCACCGAAAAGAAGGUGCCACAGCCCUGCACCAGCGCGACCCUGAACCGCCUGACGGUCCCACGCUACUCCAUCCCCACGGGAGACCCACCCCCCUAUCCCGACCUGGCUGGCCCGCUGGCCUCCAGCCGGGUCGCAGCGCAGCGGCUGGAUGGAGGCCUUAUUCACGCCACACUGCGCAGAAAUAACCGCGAGGUGGUGCUCAAGGCUGCGGCGCCCGCUGAGCCCCCACGGGCCCUGCCGCAGCACCCGCCCCUGCAGCACCCAUCCAAGCCCAAGGGCGCAGCGCCGUUCCCUUCACGGCCCCCGGCAGCACUGUACACUUGCAGCCAAUGCAGUGGUGGGGGUGCAACCGGGCGGCCCGAGCCGGGCGCCGGGGGUGCGCAGGCGGCCGGCACCUCCCCGCUGGCCUCGCAGUCCUCCUACAGCCUCCUGAGCCCGCCUGAUGGUGCCCGCGAGCGCACCGACUAUGUCAACUCAGCAUUCACUGAGGACGAGGCGCUCGCCCAGCACUGUCCUGUGGAGAAGCCCCUGAGGCACCCAGCACUGCCUGAAGCUGCUGUGGCUGUGAAACGGCCACCCCCUUACCAGUGGGACCCCAUGCUGGGGGAGGACAUUUGGGUGCCUCAGGAAAGGACAGCACAGACUGGAGUUCCCAACCUCCUGAAACUGCCCCCUCUGGUCGUAAGUCAGAGCCAGCACCUCGAUGUGUCCCGAGUGCCCUUUGUCUCCCCCAAGUCUCCCACCAGCCCCACUGCCACUUUCCAGACAGGCUAUGGGAUAGGAGUGCCCUAUCCAGGAAGCUAUAACAACCCCCCUUUGCCAGGAGUUCAGGCUCCCUGCUCCCCAAAAGAUACCCUGUCCCCCACACAGUUUGCACAGCAGGAGCCCACUGUGGUCCUGCAGCCGGCCUACCCUCCCAGCCUGUCCUACUGCACCUUGCCCCCCAUGUAUCCCGGAAGCAGCACGUGCUCUAGUUUACAGCUGCCAUCCAUCGCCUUGCACCCCUGGAAUUCCUACAGUGCGUGCCCGCCCAUGCAGAACCCCCAGGGCACUCUCCCCUCCAAGGCACACUUGGUGGUAGAGAAGCCCCUCGUGUCCCCACCACCACCCACUGACCUCCAAAACCACCUGGGUACAGAGGUGAUGGUAGAGACCUCAGACAACUUCCAAGAGGUCCUGUCUCUGACAGAAAGCCCAGUUCCCCAGCGGACAGAGAAAUUCGGAAAGAAGAACCGGAAGCGCUUGGAUAGCCGCGCAGAGGAAGGAAAUGUCCAGGCUGUCACGGAGGGCAGAGUGAGGAAGGAGGCGCGGACUCUGAGUGACUUUAAUUCCCUGAUCUCCAGCCCCCGCCUGGGGAGAGAGAAGAAAAAAGCGAAGAGCCAGAAAGACCAGCUGAAGUCGAAGAAGUUGAAUAAGACAAAUGAGUUCCAGGACAGCUCAGAGAGUGAGCCAGAGCUGUUCAUCAGCGGGGACGAGCUGAUGAACCAGAGCCAGGGCAGCAAGAAGGGCUGGAAGAGCAAGAGGAGCCUGCGGACGGCCAGCGAGCUGGAGGAGUUUAAGUGCCGGAAAGCCAGUGAGAGGGAGGAUGGGCGGCUGGGCAGCCAGGGCUUCGUGUAUGUCAUGGCCAACAAGCAACCCCUCUGGAACGAGGCCACCCAGGUGUACCAGCUGGACUUUGGGGGGCGCGUGACCCAGGAGUCAGCCAAGAACUUCCAGAUCGAGCUGGAGGGGCGGCAGGUGAUGCAGUUUGGAAGGAUCGAUGGCAAUGCGUACAUUCUGGACUUCCAGUACCCCUUCUCAGCUGUGCAGGCCUUCGCAGUUGCCCUGGCCAACGUGACUCAGCGCCUCAAGUGAAGAGCCUGACUUGGCGAGCAGAAAGAGACAAAGGAGCCUUUUCAGAGAGGUCUGAUUGCAGAUGCUAGAGGAGCCCACAUGGGACCUGGGUGUCUGGGAGACCAGAACACAAGAGCAAACUGGAAAAGUCUUAUCAGGCCCAGGAGAGGGCACUGACCUUUAGCGUUGUCGUUUGUUUGGGCUUUUUUAUUCUUUAUUGUCUGUCUUUCUUUUUAAUCAAACAAAACAAUACAGGAGAGAAGUAUUUGGAAGCAAAGGUGCCAGGCACCUGGUGGUGUUUUUUUGGGAAACAUACUUGCUUAUGGUAAUGUUCCACUGGGUUUGCUUAUGUCAGCUAUGGAUGAGGGAUCCUCAGAGGGAAGACAGACUGCCUUGUAGCCUGUUCUUCUUUUAGAUUUAAGGAGUGUGCAUUCUUCCCAUCUCCACAGCAUCACUAGUGUAAAAGAAAAAACCUCUUUAAAAACACACCAAAAAUCCUGAAAGUACAGGUUCUCUUGAGGGGACAUUUAAUUCACAUAUGUUAUGUUAUGUUACUCCCCCAAAGGUGACUUGAUUAAUGAAGGGUAUUUUUGCAAAUGCACUAUUUGACUAAUAAAAGUAGGCUUUCUACUGGGGUGCUCUUACCAGGUAUGGAUAUGAUAUGUUCCUGAUGAUGUGGGGGAAGAGAUGAUAGGUGAGAAGGAAUCUCCUGCACAUGGUCACAUGGGCGACUUAACAUAGUGUGACUUGAAACAGUACAAGGACUAUGCUCCUCUCUGGAGGAUGUUUACAUUGAAGAUUCCACUAGUUUUAUAAUAUGUCAAAAUUCCAUAGGUUCAGUUUGACUGACGAGGUGAAAGUAGGAGAGAAAUGUGGAAAGGUCCCAGUGGGGGAGGGGGGGGCUAGAGCCAGGUACUGGGUACCCGCUUGCUGAAUAGUAACAUGUAUUCCCUCUCUCUUUACUGUUGAGUCUGGAAGUGUGACAGCAGACAUCCUUCCCAUCAGACAGCAAUGUUCUACACUUUUUCUAAAAAUGCUGACGAUACUGAUUUAAAAGUACUCCUUUCCUCUUCUCAGCUAUGUUAAAAUUCAAUUGACUAGAAAUGUUUUUCAACAGAUUAGAAAUGUAAGCAAAAAUUUUUAAGCAUUUACCAGGGUAUUAAGAGGUAGAGUUAUAGUCAACCUUUCACAGAAGUCCCACAGUCUUCUCCAGGAAAACAAUUUAUUCACUGUACAGACUGUUCACAGAGGAGAUGACCCUCUGAGACAGCACGGUUAAAACUGAAGGAUUUAAGGUAGUUGGCUGACUACUGCUGGUUAAUUGAAAAAAAAAAAAAAAGUCCACUGUGAUUAUCUUUUCCCACCUCACCCCGUGCUCAGGGGACACCUUGGGCAGUGUUUAGCCCCGGUGGCAAGACCCACUUCAUUGCUCUCGUCUGCGAUGUUGUUUAGGGCAGGAGCACAAGAACUAACCUACAUUUGGAUUUUGUUUGAAAACAGAAAAGUGGAAAAUAAUACAGAAAAGUUAUUUUCAAAAAAUUUCUUAAUUCCAUGUUUUGGUUUAAAAAUAUGUUUUUAAUUCCCUGUUUUGGCUUAAAACUUAGAAAAGGAACUGCCCCAUUCCUUUCACAGAGCAAGGUGACAUCCAUGACCCACCAUUCUCUCUAGCCCCCAAAGAAACACAGAUAAGAUUUUUAAAUAUGGUGAAGGACAUCUCCCAGUCAAUACCAGAGCUUCCCAUCUUAUAUUUUAAAAUAUUUAACCAGAUUCUUUGGUGGGUAAAUUCUUCCAAAAAGAAUUUAAUAAUGUAUUCAGAUUUAUAUAAUUCUUUUAUGUGAGUUUUUGUAGCUUGAUAUGUUGUUUCAGUGGUUAUUAUUAGUUGUGCAAUAUCGUUAUAGCCUAUUUCUAAAAUAAUUUAAAUGCAAUUCUGUUGUAUUGUCCAAGAGAUAAUUAUUUAUCUUGCUUUAAUAGUGUUCUUAGGAAUUACUUUAUUACUAUGUACUGGUGAGUUAUGCCCAUGUUAUAAUUUAUUUAGAAAAGUAGUAUGUUUAUAACGACUUCCUUGGUAGCAGUAUAUUUUGCUGCAGGAAAUAAAGAGGAUAUGAGAGGGGGUUUUUGCUGGACAGUUUGUAAAUUUUCUAAUGGGGCAAACAUGUCUGUUAAUCCUUUAAAAGUUUUUUUUUUCUGCUUUUUGUGGUACUGAUUAUAUACAAAGGAGAUUUCUUUGAGAUAACAGAUCCUAAAAUAUUUCCCGUUCUUUUGAAAAUUUUGUUUUUAAUUAAAAACAAAAGGCUCUAUGAAAUGAGAAGAGACUUAUUAGAAUGGGAGUAGCAAAGGAAGGAAUUAUUAGUAAUAAGUCAGUUUUUAAAAUUCUGGUUGGUUUUUGAGAUAUAAAAGGGGGAGUACUUUUUAGGACUUCUCUUAAUAAGAGCAAAUAUAGGGGGAAAUCCUUGGAAUUAAUGCUCCAAAUACAUGUGUGAAGAUAAUGUAUUUGUAGCAAAUAAUUAACCAACUUUACUAAAUUCUUAGCCCAUUCCCCAAAAGGCAUUUGCCCACGUGGAGACAGAGACCUCCGUCUUGGAUGUUUCACACACAUGAGUGAGCCUCUGAAUGAGCAGCGCUGCCCCGCCCUGCUCAACAGGCCCAAAGGAGCAGGUAAUUUCAGAUGCCAGAUCUAUUUAAACAGAUGUCUGCAGCAGUGCAGUGUCUUUUAAGUUAAUGGUGAUGGCUUUACUUAUUUUAAACAUUGUUUUCAUUCAUUCAGUUUCAAUUUGUUAAGUACUACUAAAGUCAGUACUUUAAGCAGCAGAAUUCUACAUACUUUAUGCUUAUUGGUAGCAAUUUAUGAAUAUUAAGAUACCUCAUUGAAUCUCUACAUAUAAAAAUAUUAGCCCAGUAAACAGUCAACUACGUAAAAAAUCCAUGCCUUUUUGAAGGAAGCAGUAUAUUAACAAACAUAAAAAACAAUUUUAAAUUUGUCUUAACUCUAACCUCAUCAAACCAAAGGCAAAGAUUUGUAUACAGUCCAUCCACUGAAUGUAUAUUCUGAAAAAAUUGGUGCAAAAGAAGCAGGAAAUGUCAAAGCUCGAAUGGCAGUAGACGUCAGGAUUGUGCAGGUUAGUAUUUUUCAUCCAUGCCCAUUGCUCCCUCGUCGAAUGUCCCAGGAAGACAUGGGAAAAUGUGUACAUUCAUCCUGUAAUCAGAGCAGAAAGUUAGGAACCCAGAAUCGAGCCUGCUCCUCCACAGAGUUGGAGGAUGGCCUUGAGCCUCCAUUUGUCCAUCUAUAAGAUGAAAGGGAUGACCUGGACAAUCUUCUAAACUUCCGUCCCACUCUAAAAGCCUGAGGGCUCAAAAUGUGACCUAUGGCUCCACUUUACACACUCGGAAGGUAUGUUUCAAAACAUUGCCUCUUGUAGAGAAAUGUUUCUUUUCCAUGUUAAUGAGCUGUCUUCUGAAUGUAAAUCAGGGCAUUUAAAAUAAUAUCUUCAGAACAUUCACCUCUAGAAAAAUGCAUCUGGAAUAGUGUUCGUUUUCAUAAAAUUACACAAAAGCACUGGCUCCAUAUAAGACAGAGGAGCCUCCCCACGAGUAUGCCCUGCUCAGUGGCCGUCCUUGAGAAUAACCCUAAAGUAACUCACCACAUGCCCCAAAGACCAUCGAGUGGGUUGAAAAAAGACAAAGGAGUGUAGGCCUAGGCCGUCUUGAAUUCUUGAGCGUGCUCUGCAGUGUUAACGCUACCUUCAAGUGUAGGUUUCUGGAAAAGGAGCCCUUUGUGUCCCUGUGUGGCCCAUCAAUCACUUGGCCAAGUCAAUGGUUGUGAACAAGUUAGUUGAGACAAAAUGUGUCAAAAAUGUUGUCUGAGCUCCUGGGGUUUUGUAAUAGCACACAGCUCAAAACUUCACCAUUUGUGUAUUUUAUCUUUGGCUGAGAAAAGUCUGAAGGGUUGUGGCUUAUUUUGUUUUCAUUUCUUUGGCUUUGUGCAAUUUUCUUGUAACUUUAUUUGUACCUACAUUUCCUGUUUACAAGUUCUUUUAAAGGGGAGGGGGAGGGUUCUAAGAUCUCAUUUAUUGUAGAUAAAAAUUUUUUUUCGUGUUGUAGAAAAGCAUGGGUUAUGCAUUUGACUGAAAAAGGCACUGUAUUUACCAAAGGGGUAUUGUUUUUGCAUUUUUUUAUAAAUGCAUUAUUUUGGUACUGUAAAUUUGGACAUAAUUUCUGAGUUUAUUACUACUGGCAUUUUCUUUCUUCUUUUUUUUUUUUAACUGUAAGUGCACGAUGCAGGUGCACAGGUCUCAGACCAAACCAGACCACCAGCAUGUCCUUGUCCACACCUUGGGGAUGGUGCACUGCCCUGUGUGCCUCAGUUCCUCUGGUGUUGGUUUGUAUGUUUUCAGUUCAGCAUCCUGCUUUGUUUUACUUUCCAAGCAAGAUCUUUUGAGAUUCUCAAUUGCAUUCUAAUGAGCUCACCCUGAUUUGCCGCUCUUCUUACGUAUUUUGUGUAUUAGAUUGUGAGGGAGGUGUUCUAGAAGGCAUUCAUGGUUUGCAUUCAAAGUGGUGUGGUUUGUCCAAGUUAUUCUCUGUCUUUAUUAUUGAGAUGGAUUAAUCUCCUUAUUUUUUUCUUGAUGAUUUGAAGUCGUAAGAGUUGUCCAGCUAUUGCUUAAUAAAAUUUUGCAGAUCAAAAAAAACCCAAA
Molecule: messenger RNA, 11700 nt
Organism: Miniopterus natalensis
Lineage: Eukaryota; Metazoa; Chordata; Mammalia; Chiroptera; Miniopteridae
Gene: TULP4
Product: TUB like protein 4
Molecular function (GO): protein binding
Source: RefSeq, a predicted model, not a curated record